GCAGCUGAGCUCAGGCUGCUGCUGAAGUGCAGUAUUGAUCUGAAGGGUAAAUGUGUAGGGAGCCUCAGAGAGCGAUUCAGUCGUAUUCUGAGAAGGGAACCAGCCUCUUCCAGUAAGAAAGUGGCUUCUACCUGCCUUUGCUGCCGCGACAUCCUCAGUGAGAGAAGGGGAGCCCGGGGAAGGGCAGCUCGCCGCUCCAGCGCUGUGCGAGCGGGGUGCCGCCGCUGUGGUCGCUGCCGCUGCUCUGCCGGGUGCUGCCGCAGCCCCAUGCAGCAGACAGUGAGGAGUUCACUGAAAAAAAGGCAGAGCAGCAUGCGGCUACCCGGAGGGUGUUGAUUGAAACUUAGAUUCUCCCCGAUCGCUGUUGAUUGGACUGAUGCUCCAGCGUUACCAGAGAAAAGAUUUCAAUUAAGAGAUCCCAUCAAGCAGGAAACACGUGAACUAAAUCAUCAAGGAUGAUGUCCCCAUAGAUGGAAUUUAUUGCGGCAAAUACCUUGUCAUCAGAAGGAUUAAUGCCUGCAUUAACAUUUCUGCAAUAAAAUCAGAAGCUAAGUGGUGAAGGCCACAGACACCUCAAACCUGGAUUCCUCUGCUCUGCAUUAAGUGCUGGAGUUUUUAUUACUUGCGGUAGGGAAGCCAUUGCCAAUGCUCACAAGGAACUGCUUAUCCCUGCUUCUCUGGGUCCUGUUCGAUGGAGGCCUCCUAACACCCCUGCAUACACAGCCACAAGAGAUUUUAGAAGCACAGCCAAGAGAAAAUGUUGUCCCAGUGCCAGAGAGGAGAUCAUCUGCCCAGCGAGUCAAGAGAGGCUGGGUGUGGAAUCAAUUUUUUGUGCUGGAGGAGUACAUGGGCUCUGAACCUCAGUAUGUGGGAAAGCUUCAUUCUGACUUGGACAAGGGAGUUGGCACUGUUAAAUACACCCUUUCAGGAGAUGGUGCUGGCACGGUUUUCACCAUCGAUGAGACCACGGGAGAUAUUCAUGCCAUAAGGAGCCUAGAUCGAGAAGAAAAACCUUUCUACACACUCCGGGCUCAGGCUGUGGAUGUUGACACCAAGAAACCACUAGAGCCUGAAUCAGAGUUCAUCAUCAAAGUGCAGGACAUUAAUGAUAAUGAGCCAAAAUUUCUGGAUGGGCCUUAUGUUGCCAGUGUCCCAGAAAUGUCUCCAGUGGGAGCAUAUGUGCUUCAAGUAAAGGCGACAGAUGCUGAUGACCCCACUUAUGGAAACAGUGCUAGAGUGGUUUACAGCAUACUUCAGGGGCAACCAUAUUUCUCCAUUGAUCCCAAAACAGGUGUAAUAAGAACAGCUUUGCCAAAUAUGGACAGAGAAGUGAAAGAACAAUAUCAAGUUCUAAUCCAAGCCAAGGACAUGGGAGGACAGCUGGGAGGACUAGCUGGUACUACCACUGUAAACAUUACUCUCACGGAUGUCAACGACAACCCACCCAGAUUUCCUAAGAGUAUCUUCCAUUUAAAAGUACCUGAGACCUCUCAUGUUGGUUCUGCUAUUGGACGGAUCAGAGCUGUGGACCCUGAUUUUGGGAAAAAUGCAGAAAUUGAGUACAACAUAGUUCCAGGAGAUGGAGGAAACUUGUUUGACAUCACGACAGAUGAGUACACCCAGGAAGGAGUCAUUAAACUGAAAAAGCCAUUAGACUUUGAAACUAAGAAGGCAUACACCUUUAAGGUGGAGGCCUCCAAUCUCCAUCUUGACCAUCGGUUUCACUCAGUGGGUCCUUUCAAAGAUACUGCCACUGUGAAGAUAAAUGUGUUGGACAUGGAUGAACCUCCAGUGUUCAGCAAGCCCAUGUACACCAUGGAAGUCUAUGAGGACACACCCGUGGGGACCAUUAUAGGUGCAGUGACUGCACAAGACCUGGAUGCUGGCAGCAGCUCAGUAAGAUACUUCAUGGAUUGGAAGAAUGAUGUGGACAGCUACUUUACAAUAGAUGCUACUGAAGGAACCAUUGCUACUAAUGAAUUACUGGACAGAGAAAGCACAGCACAAUACAAUUUCUCUAUAAUUGCAAGUAAAGUUAGUAACCCACUAUUAACCAGCAAAGUCAACGUUAUAAUAAAUGUUUUGGAUGUCAACGAGUUUCCUCCUGAAAUUUCAGUUCCAUAUGAGACAUCUGUAUGUGAAAAUGCCAAGCCAGGACAGGUGAUACAGACCAUCACUGCAGCAGAUAAAGAUUUGUCACCAGCUGGGCAAAGGUUUUCCUUCAAACUGUCAUCUGAGGCUUCCAACAAACCAAACUUCACAGUCCAUGACUACAGAAACAACACAGCUGGGAUAGAAACCAGGAGACAUGGCUACAGCCGAAGGCAGCAAGAGCUGUACUUUCUUCCAAUAGUAAUAGAAGACAGCAGUUACCCUGUCCAGAGCAGCACAAACACUUUGACUAUCCGUGUUUGCAGAUGUGAUUCUGAUGGCACCAUCCAGUCCUGCAACGUGGAAGCAAUCUUCUUGCCAGUUGGCCUCAGCACAGGAGCUCUGAUUGCAAUCUUGUUGUGUAUUGUUAUACUUCUAGUCAUUGUGGUACUCUAUGUAGCACUACGGAGGCAGAAGAAAAAGGACACCCUGAUGACCUCUAAAGAAGACAUCAGAGAUAAUGUUAUCCAUUACGAUGAUGAAGGAGGUGGAGAAGAGGACACCCAGGCUUUUGACAUAGGAGCCCUGAGGAAUCCCAAAGUGAUUGAAGAUAACAAAAUGCGCAGGGACAUAAAACCAGACACCUUGCGUUUUACACGCCACAGACCACCAGCGGAAGAUAACACAGACAUAAGAGAUUUCAUUAAUCAAAGGCUGAAGGAAAAUGAUGUAGAUCCAUCUGCACCCCCUUAUGACUCCUUGGCAACCUAUGCUUAUGAAGGAAAUGGAUCUGUUGCAGAGUCUCUCAGCUCUAUAGACUCCCUCACUACAGAGGCAGAUCAGGACUAUGACUAUCUGAGUGACUGGGGACCUCGCUUUAAGAUCUUGGCAGAUAUGUUUGGAGAAGAAAGUUACAACCCUGACAAAGUCACUUAAGUACAGCAGUGAAACAAAAAGAAAAGCAAACCAACAACUUAAAAGAUAAACCUAAGCUUUAUAUAAGACACAAUUACUUUGAUUAUAAAAGACAGCAAUUGUUUCCAGCAAGUUACUACAUUUAUCAUACUCUCAGCUUUGGUUUGGUUUGUGAAAGAAUGAUAAAUCCUGUAACAUACA
Oenanthe melanoleuca is the source of this 3207-nucleotide messenger RNA. RefSeq names its product cadherin 12 (gene CDH12). The record is from RefSeq and is a predicted model, not a curated record. Gene Ontology annotation, cellular component: catenin complex; plasma membrane; adherens junction. The coding region runs from base 646 to 3027 and encodes 793 amino acids. Gene Ontology annotation, molecular function: cadherin binding; calcium ion binding. Lineage: Eukaryota; Metazoa; Chordata; Aves; Passeriformes; Muscicapidae. Gene Ontology annotation, biological process: multicellular organism development; adherens junction organization; cell-cell junction assembly. The transcript has 14 exons.